GUGCGCACGGAGGGCACCCGCGCCGGCGCCGCCCCCACGUGCGCGGCGAACCGCGGGCAGCGUGAUGUAGAGAUGGGGGCUCGCGUGACCCGCGCCUUCAGGAACUUCAACCUGGAGAACCGGGCGGAGCGGGAGCUCAGCAGGAUGAAGCCCUCCACGGCCCCCAAGCACCCGUCCACCCGCAGCCUCCUGCGCGAGCAGCUGAGCCAGCACCCAGAAAUCAAAGAGGAAGUUUCUAGAAAAGAUAACGAGCUGCUGUUGUUACUGAAAGAUGUCUAUGUCGAUUCCAGAGAUCCGGUGUCUUCCUUGCCGGUAAAAGAUGGUGAACUACAGCAAAAACCGAAGGAAUUCAGACUUCCCAUCGGACAUCACUUGGAUAAGAAUGUCACGGACAUUCCCAAAGGCAAAAUUUCUGUUGUAGAAGCAUUGACACUUCUCAAUAAUCAUAAACUUUCUCCAGAAACGUGGACUGCUGAGAAAAUUGCCCAAGAGUACUAUUUAGAACUGAAAGAUGUAAAUUCCCUUCUGAAAUAUUUUGUUACUUUUGAAGUCAAGAUCUUCCCUCCUGAAGACAGGAAAGCAAUACCAUCAAAAUGAAGAAAAUCGUAAAACAACAUCCUAUGUGUACUCCCAAGCUCUGUGUCCUUGUUUUUAGUGUAUUAAAUUAUACAGGUUACUGUGCACUGAAUGCCCCUACUUUGAGUGCUCUUUGACCUCUUCAGGAUUGUUCAUAGAAUGUUCUUUUCUUUUUUAAUUUAUGUAUGUGUAGUUCCUUGGUAUAUGUCAGCAUGGCCAAUCCCAUGUAUAAAUUAAUUACAAGUAAGAGAGGUAAUGUGUCAUUUUAGACACAGGAGCUUUUAAAUUGGUCCUGUGGCCCAAAUCAUUUAAUAUUAAGUUACACUUUCCAGCUUUGGACUGUUUAUUCUUUGUAGGAGACAUUGAAGCAAGAGCCCUCCUGACUCCUGUAAGAGUGGCAUUUGUUAGGGAAAGAGAUUCUCAGCAAUGAGACAUGGUGACUUAUUUCUCAAAUGAAGAAAGAGAGAGAACUGAGUACAAAAGCAGAAAAAUAUUUAUUACUACUCUCAAGAAUUUUUAUGUUUUGAAUUGGUUUUAAGUAGAAAAUAACUUUCUGUAACAGGUCAGCAGUCUCUCUUUUGACAAAUAGAAAGAGGUAACUUUUGGAGAGAUGGGUAGUACUUAGAACUAUUUGAACAAAUAACUUCUAAUUUAGAAAUAAGAGAAAUAUGUAAGGAACAUUAAAAGGAUCUGAAUUCCAUGGUCAGAUGUUUAUACCUGUUUUCAUUCUAGGAGAAAAUGUAGCAAGCAAAAAUAAAAAUACAGUCCGUGAAGGACAAGGGAAAUUACCAGUUCAUUCACGUAAACUCGGGAGCAUAACACACUCCAGUAACAGAAUCUCAGAUGAGGUAAUAUGGCAUGUUAUACCUGUGAGUUCUUGGCUGUAUUGUUUGGCCUCUCUGUAACUUAAUUGCUAUAAAAGUAUAAUGCACCUUGUAUGAGUUCCAGGACAGUGGUGACAAUAAAUGACAAAGGACCAAGCAAAUAAAAAUUCUUGUAGUUAAGGUGGAUGUCUAAAGAACAUGUGACUGAAUUGUUUGUAGUUUAUGGUACAAGGAGCCAGAAUUUAGAUUUUCAAAAUGCUACUAGUAUUUUGUUCUAUUAUGCCAAAAAGAAACACAUUUCAAAAGGAUGGAAUGGAGGUUGGGGGGAUUGGGAUUGUCCAUAUGCUUUCAAGGGAAGACAGAUUAAUUUCCCUCAAGAUUCCCCUGGAAAUGAUGUGGAAAAUGAGAGGAAUUCAGUGUGGUGAUAGAAUGAGGCAAGUGUAACAGGAAAGACAGGAAGUAAAAGGGAAGUUUGUAAGCUUUUUUCAAACCUAGUACCAGUGAAUAAACUAUACCUAGUCAUUUGUUGUUCAAUACAGAAGUUUAAGAGAACACACUAAUUCUAAUCAGUGCAAAAUUACAUUUGAAAACUCAAUCGGUUAAAACCAUCCUCUUUUCAUUCAGAAUGAAUACUUGAGUCACUAGUACUGCUACUUUUGACUCAGUUUUGCUGUGUGCUUAGGCAGAUUAGGUAAUAUGGUUUCUAUUAUAUGGAAUCACAAUAAAAUACUUCCAUUUUACACUUCA
Molecule: messenger RNA, 2147 nt
Organism: Peromyscus californicus insignis
Lineage: Eukaryota; Metazoa; Chordata; Mammalia; Rodentia; Cricetidae
Gene: Ndufaf4
Product: NADH:ubiquinone oxidoreductase complex assembly factor 4
Exons: 3
Coding region: 73-597 (174 amino acids)
Biological process (GO): mitochondrial respiratory chain complex I assembly
Cellular component (GO): mitochondrion
Source: RefSeq, a predicted model, not a curated record